This is a messenger RNA of Oppia nitens, 765 nucleotides long. RefSeq names its product cytochrome b5-like (gene Cyt-b5). Gene Ontology annotation, cellular component: intracellular membrane-bounded organelle; membrane. Lineage: Eukaryota; Metazoa; Arthropoda; Arachnida; Sarcoptiformes; Oppiidae. The coding region runs from base 178 to 585 and encodes 135 amino acids. Gene Ontology annotation, molecular function: heme binding. The record is from RefSeq and is a predicted model, not a curated record. The transcript has 5 exons.
AUUGAUAUUUAAACACAUAGUUGUGUCAAACAGUGUAUUAAUUUAAGUGAAACAAUACGUCGACUAUUAUUAAUAUUUAGUUAGUAUUUAUUAAUUGAUUGUAAAACAAACUAUUGUUUCAGUGAUUAUAGACUGUCAUCAAAAUCAUCGAAUUACUAUUAAACGAUUGACAGAGCAAUGGCUGAAUCAGUGAAGAAAUUUACAUUAGAAGAAGUGGCAAAACAUAACGAGAAGAAGUCUGUUUGGCUAUUGAUUCACGACUCGGUCUAUGAUGUGACCAAAUUUCUUGAGGAGCAUCCGGGAGGUGAAGAAGUAUUGAUAGAACAGGCGGGUCGGGACGCGACUGAAUCAUUUGAAGACGUCGGACAUUCAUCCGAUGCUCGGGAACUGAUGAUUCAAUACAAGAUUGGAGAGCUCUGUGAGGAGGACAAGCAAAAGACUAAGAAAAUUCAGGAGAAAAACCAUUGGGGCUCUACUCCGGUCCCAUCGGGUGACAGUAGCAGUUGGCGCUCGUGGGCCAUACCCGUCGGCUUUGCACUACUCGCUACUGUUGUUUAUAGAUAUUAUUUGCAUAACUUCUCUUAAAAUUAUUGAUAACAUUAUAAUUUCAAAUCAGUUAUCAAUGUCAUUGAUAUUUUAACACUGUCUUCUAAAAUGUUAUUGUUUUUCUAUUAAUAUAAUAUAAAUUAAAAGCUCUUAGAAUAAAUGCAUGUUUUUUAAUUAAUGUUUACAAAUAAAUGAAAGCCUGAUAUAAUAAAAUAAUCA